AUGGCUUAUUUGGGUCCAAAAGUGUACAAAACAACUCCCCUAACUUCAAAUAACCUGGCAUUUUUAAACAGCUCGUCUUCGUCCAAUAGUUCCAACUCUUCGAACGACGAUACGCUUAGUUCAACUCCUGACAGUGUUUUAUCAUUAAAUUCUGACUCGGUCUCAACAUACUCAAGCACGAGUUCAGAAAUUAAUCAAAGGUCUCAUUAUGGCUGGGAACAAAUGGAUAUCAAAGUAUCUUCAACUUCGACUUUAAGCCGGAAUGACUCAACGUCUUCGCUUUCCACGAUUGUGGAUGCACAAAAUGAAAUUACUUCAAAUAACAACGAUCUCAUAGUAUCCCCCGUUGCCAGCCCCAGACCCAAAGCUGGUGGGCUCUUAAAACCAUCUUUAAAGUUACCCAUUUUGAAAAGGUGUUCCUCUGUACCAAAUUACAACGAGGAGACCACAAAGGUUGGUGCAAAGUCGGUCCGUUUUUCUGAGGAUUUAGAAAGGAUAAAGAUCUUCAACAAAUCAUCCACACCAAUGGCUCUUUCUACAGAUAACUCCCCUAUCUCAUCGCCUCUCAGAAGGGAGAAGAUGGUGUGGGAUGAAUUCUCGCUUGAAUACGAUGAUGAUGAUGAUCAAUCUGGCGUCAGCGAUGCCGAGAGCGAAUCAGAUUCCGUAUCCAGCGUGUACGAUUAUAACAUAUGGAGACUCAUAUCUUCAGCUCUCCCUCUAUCUGGUCCAAGUAUAAACUUUCAGAGAUUUGUCAACUUGCCGCCAGUUGUCAUUGAAUCGAUCAAGCUGUCUUCUAACAAAACUUCCAUAAUAGGGUUUAUUUACGUUAAAAACGUCUCUUUCGAAAAGAGAAUUUCCAUCAUAGCUACUACGGACAAUUGGAAAAAUACUUUCAACUUUAAUAGUUGUUGUAACUAUAUUUCUUCCAACCACAUUUUCAACUACGAAAAAUCCCAUAGCCCAAGUGACAUGUAUGACAAGUUCUCGUUCAUCAUUAAGAUCGAUGAUCUUGUCCCUCACGAAUCUUUAGGAAACAAUUUAACCAUCCAACUCUGUGCCAAAUACGAGACUGCUGGCCAAGUCUUUUGGGACAGUGAUUUCGGUAGAAAUUACAGAAUCUCACUUACCAAGAUCACCAAACACCAGGUUAAUUCAGCUCCAUAUGACACUUCAUUUUUAGAUGUGCUGGACUACAAGCUAGGUUCUAAUGCCUCAAACAGUCAGUUUAAGAAUCGUUAUCAAUUUAGCUUGGACUCCAACUAUUCAGUCGAUGAAAGUUACUUUUCAGCACGUCCUCUUUUCCGCCCAUCGUCUUCUUCAUCUUCAUCAUCUGCUUCUUCCAAGAAGUCGAUCCAGAGAACUCCAUUGGGUGUCCCAAAGAGGUCGUUCAACACCCCUCAAGGAAGUGAUCCUAAAUUUUUUGACAAAUCCAAUGACUCCAAAUACAACGAUUUGGUUAGGAAGUACUGUUUUUACCAAACUGCUUCUCCAAGUUCUCCCAGCACCUCAGAACCUCUUGCUGGUUAA
This is a messenger RNA of Komagataella phaffii GS115, 1527 nucleotides long. RefSeq lists its product as hypothetical. NCBI's taxonomy places the organism in Eukaryota, Fungi, Ascomycota, Pichiomycetes, Pichiales, Pichiaceae. The transcript has a single exon. Gene Ontology annotation, molecular function: glycogen binding; protein phosphatase 1 binding. The record is from RefSeq and is a predicted model, not a curated record. Bases 1 to 1527 code for a protein of 508 amino acids. Gene Ontology annotation, cellular component: protein phosphatase type 1 complex. Gene Ontology annotation, biological process: regulation of glycogen biosynthetic process.